AUGAACCAGGCCAAACUUUGCUCCCACUUAGGUUAUGUUAUCAAAGGUAAGAAAACUGAUAAAGGACGAGGGCGAAAUCAAACACGUCCUAUAACACGACAACCCAUCAGUAUUGAUACAUUACGUCCAAAUCAUGUAGUGAAAAAAUUAAUUGAUGAAUUUCUUACCAGUCUGAAAACUAAAAAUUAUGAAUUUAAAGUUGGUAUUGAUGUCAAUCGAAACCGAAGGAAGGUAUUAUCGUCUACGAAUAAAAACAAAAUGAGUAGUUCUACUAGUAGUUUAAAUGAAACCGUCAGUAAAAACAGCAACAAGAAAACAGUGUAUGAUAUUCCUACAACUGUCGAAUUAUUAAAAGCAUUAUUCGAACUUCAGUCAUUAAAUUCAACGUCAUCAUCAUCAUUAUCUACGACUACCUCAAAUGACAAUCAAUGUAAAUCAAUUUGGCUUCCAACAUCUAUGACAAUUGGCGAAGCUCGUCGUAUAUUAUCUACUAUAUUAUAUAUAUAUGAAAAUAUAAUGAUUUCAUUAGAAAAUGAUAGUAAAAUAUUAUUUGAAGAAAUGUUAAAAAUUUCAUUCCGAUUAAAUCGAGUGGCAUUACCACCAUUUCGAUUAUUAAUUAUUCAUAAAUCUCAAUUAUUAUUAUUAGAACGUAAAGAAUCAAAAUUAUUAUUAACAGAACACAAAUCAAUUUCACUUUUAGAAUUGAUUAUGUAUCAUUUAAUUAUAAAUAAUAUUAAUCAAUCAGAAAUAGUAAAUAGUGACUAUAUUACAAGUCAUACUACUAGUAGUAACGAUAAAAAUGAUGAAUAUUGGCCAAUAUGUGAAAUUAAAAUGGGAAUAAUUCCUUCAACACAAUUGAUUCAUCCAUUAAAACAUAAUCAAUUACGUCGAAUUAUUGGUAAAAUCAUACAAACUACUGAUAUAUCAACAAAAUUAAAAAUUAAUUUCAACACUUGUCUUAAAUUAUUAGAAAAUGUAUCUGUUUCAGUUAAUACGGAUAUAUUAGACAUUAAAUCAAUAACACCACAUUUAUCAAAAGUAAUAGAAGUAUAUGAUUAUCCAUUAUUAGUAGCAUUUUCCUACGAUCGUUUAGUUUUAUCUCAAUUUACUAAUAUUCAAUGUUCAGAUGGUCGAUUGGCUCACGGAGUAAUGACUAAUGGCAAGUAUUAUUCAUUGAGUAAUAAAGCAUAUAGUCAUAUGUCAGAAUUAGAAGUUGAUCGUGGUUCUGUUAUUCAAUUAAGAUUUAAUACUCAAUCUGAAACUAUCUCAAAUGAAAAAACAUCAUCUUUUCAAAUGAAUGAAGUAGAAAUUAAAGAAUGUUAUCAAAAAGCGUCUGGAAUUGAUAAAUCUAAAUUCAGUUCAGAAAACUACCAAUAUUCAGCCGAAUUUGAUAAUAAUACAGUUUGUUUAAUGUUCCCACCUAAAGCUAUUGAUUUAAUUAUAUCAAUUAAUGAAUUAAAACAAAAAUCAGACAAUGUUAAUGUGAAAACUAUUGUUGCUAAAGAUAAUACAAUAAGAAGUUAUUUAAAAUCAAAUCUUAAAUCAUCAACUCACAUAAUGCAUGAUUCUCUUAGUUCUGCUACAUUAAUUACUCAGGCUUCAACUUCUUCAUUACCAUCGAUAGAUAAACCUGAAUGUUCGAAUUGUUUAUCAAUUCUUAAUAAUGAUAAUUUGGAAUGUCCAACUUGUACAAAUGUGUUUUGCAGAAUAUGUAUUGAAUCAAUUUAUAAUCAUCCAAACGGUAAUCAUUGUUGUCCAAUAUGUUAUGAACGAGUGGCAUUAUCAGCAUAUCGUAAAUCAAUUAUCAUUGAGAGAUUUGAAAAAGAAGGAAUUUUAGCAUUUAAAUGUUUAAAUUGUAAUACGAUACCGGAAAAACCUAGACUGUGUCUUGAUCCAGAAUGUUCAGCUUUAUUCUGUUAUGAUUGUUAUAAAAAACUAGCUGAACAUCCUUCAGCUAAUACUACAGUUUCUGAUUUCGCUAAAACUAUCAAGUGUCCUCGUUGUAAAAAUGCUGAUAUGUAUUUAAGUUGUGCUGUGCUAUAUUAUACUGGUCGUAUCAUUGAAUAUCAAAUGACACAAGAAUCAGAAUCAAAUGCAAAAAAAUCUGCAAUAACCAAAUCAUUGCCAAAUACUAUAUGGAAACAACGAGCUUGGUUACCUGAAAAAGGAAUAAUAGAAAAAAAUCAUAACCGAAUAAUAUCAGUUAUCAAAUUUAAUGGUGACCAUAUUACAUUUGAUAAUGAAAAAGGAAAUUGUCCAUUAUUAAUAAUAAAUGAGCCACCUGAAUACACAUGUCCUGAAAGUCUUCGACUGAGUUAUUGGACUACUGAAAAUGAAAUUAAUCAAUGGGAAGAUGAUGAUAACAUUAAAUUUUAUCAACAUAGUCAGAGUUCAAUUGCAGCAUAUAUACCACAUUUUUCAGAUUUUACUGCUCGCAAUAUUCGAUUUACUGAACAUAUUAGCUUAGAUACGACGUAUCUUGAUACCACUUAUGACUAUGAUUUUACGACAAAAACUGAUACUGAUAAAAGUUAUCAACGGGGUCUUGAACCCUAUACAAGACCGUGCGGAUGGUAUAGGAAAGCUAUUAAAGUAGUUGGUGUAUAUGAAGAUGCUGUAUGGUUAGGUAAAGACAUAAAUGCAUGGCCUGUAGCUUAUCACGGUACAUCGACGACAAAUGCUUUAGGUAUAUUACGUACUGGUUUACGAGCAGGUGGAAGUGAAAAUAUACCUGUAAUUAACGGUGCUCGUUUUGGUUCGGGUAUAUAUUUAUCACCCAACCCGUCGUUCUCAGGCAAGUCACAAUAUGCUAAACCAGUACGAAAGAAUCAUCGAGAAUAUCAAAUUAUGUUUCAAGUUAGAGUUAAACAUCCUUCAAUUACAAAGCACACAAGCGAUAUAUGGAUAUGCACUAAUCCACAAGAUGUUAGACCUUAUGGAAUAUUAUUUAAAGAAACUUAA
Molecule: messenger RNA, 2961 nt
Organism: Didymodactylos carnosus
Lineage: Eukaryota; Metazoa; Rotifera; Eurotatoria; Philodinida; Philodinidae
Source: the annotation of a GenBank genome assembly